CGCGAGACAAAGACGAAGACAGGGUGAGAUCUGAGUCGCACACGGAGGAAGGCAAGAAAAAGAGGGAGAUCUUGACAAACUAAUAAAACCCAUUAAAGAUGUCGGGACGGUCCGUGCGAGCGGAGACACGCAGCCGUGCAAAAGAUGAUAUCAAAAAAGUGAUGGCGGCAAUUGAAAGGGUCCGUCGAUGGGAAAAAAAGUGGGUUACAGUGGGCGACACGUCAUUAAGGAUAUUCAAAUGGGUCCCGGUUACAGAAACUAAACAGAUAUACAAGCCUAAAGUGUCAGGUACUGCGAUGAGGGAACUGAAGGGCUUUCCUACAGAUGUAGUGUUGGAAAACGCCCGCUCCGUGCUACUGGAUUUUCAGGAUGACAACAGCAACCAGAGUUUCCUAUCAGAUGCCUAUCUGUCUAAUACCAAAGUGGACAGCAGCAGCAACUCCAGUCCACAGCACGUGAGUGAGGCAGUGAGCCCUUCACACGCUCCCUUCUUCCGUACAGAGGACUCCCAGCCACCCACCCUGGGACAGGAGACAAUGGAUACCGAGAGAGAGGCAUCAACAACCAGCAGUGAGGUGACGGAUGAGCCUCCAACUCUAAUUAAAGAAGAUGUGUUGUCUCUCUCUACUCAGGAGGAAGAGGAUGUGAUUGGAGCCCCACCGCUUAAAAGAGUUUGCACUGAGCAAAGCUCAACUCUCAGUUAGCACCAUUAUGCUGAACAUUGCAGGUCAAACGUAUAGAAGAGUUUCUGAAAGCGACUAAACUGUACAUUUAAGAGACUUUUUGCAACCUGCCAAAUGCCUGAAUUUCACUUGUACAGUAAAUGAUCAAGAAAAGAAAAACUUUGUUUUCUUUUUUAUACAUUUAAAAAGAUGUUCUUCGAUGUUUUCAGGUGUUUUCUUAUGAAUAUAAAUCAGUUUGUAUCGCAUCGCAUGUACAGUAUGAGUUGAAUUUUAAACAAUUAACUUGUUUUGUGUUUGUGGCAUUUCUAAAGAUUAUACAAAUAACUUGUAUUGCCUUUUUUGUUUUACUUUAUUGUAAAAAUACUUCAGUGCAUGCAUUUUGAAUAACAUCCGUGUUAUCUGUUUCUUGAUUUGUUUUAUUAUUGUUCAAUGUACUGCAUCAAAUUAUCAAACUUUUUAUUGAAAAAGGUAUGCUUAUCUUUUAUAAAUGGUAAGGUCACUCACAGAUUUGUAUUUGAAAUAUGAAGGCUUCUACUCUCUGUAGUCUUUUAAGUAUUUUUCAAAAAAUGAGAAAGAAAAAUAAAAGAAAUAUUUGUGUAUGGUCCAUGUAGUCUUGCCUGAUAAAAAUGUACCUGGAUUUUUUCACUAGACAGAUGGAAAUAAAACCACUUUGGAUUUA
Messenger RNA from Carassius auratus (goldfish), 1362 nucleotides. Its product is annotated as B-cell CLL/lymphoma 7 protein family member B-B-like. The transcript is spliced from 6 exons. The coding region runs from base 99 to 704 and encodes 201 amino acids. NCBI's taxonomy places the organism in Eukaryota, Metazoa, Chordata, Actinopteri, Cypriniformes, Cyprinidae. The record is from RefSeq and is a predicted model, not a curated record.